Zingiber officinale is the source of this 576-nucleotide messenger RNA. Its product is annotated as transcription factor bHLH110-like. Gene Ontology annotation, biological process: regulation of transcription by RNA polymerase II. The transcript has 4 exons. Lineage: Eukaryota; Viridiplantae; Streptophyta; Magnoliopsida; Zingiberales; Zingiberaceae. Bases 61 to 531 code for a protein of 156 amino acids. Gene Ontology annotation, molecular function: DNA-binding transcription factor activity, RNA polymerase II-specific; protein dimerization activity; RNA polymerase II cis-regulatory region sequence-specific DNA binding. The record is from RefSeq and is a predicted model, not a curated record. Gene Ontology annotation, cellular component: nucleus.
CUCCGUCAGAACAUUUGCAUAAACCAUGAAACAAAUUUAGAUUUGAUUUUUCAUUUUCUUAUGAAGUCACUGUUGCAUGCUCUGGUGCUGCAGUCUGUGAUCAGUGGAGUAACAGAAGAAAAUAGACGAUGCAAUUCUCCCUGGGAACAAAAACCAUCUCCCACACCACCACUCAGAAAGCUUCAGUUUGAGCACCGAUCUUCUAUCUCUCCUUUAAAGAUUAGAAAGGAGAAACUGGGUGACAGGAUCGCAGCAUUACAGCAGCUUGUGGCACCAUUUGGCAAGACUGACACGGCUUCAGUGUUGAUGGAGGCGAUUGGUUACAUCAAGUAUCUCCUAGGCCAAGUUGAGAAUUUAACUGAAAAAUACACGAGAUUAUCUGGAAAUAAAAGAUCAAGAAGAGUAAUGCAAGAGGCAGCAGAUAAACUAGGGGAGGAGAGUUUUGAGCCGAAGGCAGGUUUGAGGAGCAGAGGACUCUGUUUGGUGCCUUUGUCAUGCACAUCAUACAUCGUUUCUGAAGAAACUGAUUGAAUCUCUGUCUAUAUUUGUUUCUGAAGAGUGUUAGGUUUGUUUAAA